UACCAGAGAAGAAGAAGAAGAGGAAACAAAACAUCCAUGGAACAAAACUGAGAUCUUUUUCCGGGUUCAUGGAUGAGCGUAUUCCUGACUGUUAAACUGUUGUUAGAGUGCUGAACAGGACGCUGUCGUCCAGGAUGCUGCUGGUUUUGUCUGAAGACCAUAAAGAACACCUCGCCUUCCUCCCGAAGGUUGACGCUGCAGUGGUUGGUGAGUUUGGUCGCAUAGCACUGGAGUUCCUAAGGAGAGGAACCAGCCCCAAGAUCUAUGAGGGAGCAGCCAGGAAGCUGUGUGUUCCUGUGGAAAUGGUGCAGCAUGGAGUGGAAGGCCUGAUGUUCCUGAUGACAGAGAGCUCCAAACACAUGAUCUCUGAAGUGGAUUUCCUGGACUCAGUGAUGGUUUUGGGGUUUGUUGAAGAGCUUAACCAGAUUCUUCUACAGCUCUACCUGCAGCACCACAAUCAGAUCCGCAAUGUCCUAAGUCUGCUGCCCUCCAACCUGCCUGCCUACCACAAUGUGGAAUGGAGACUGGAUGUACAGUUGGCGAGUCGUUCAGUCCGUCAGCAGGCCAUUCCCAUGCUGACACUGCGGCUGCUUCUGAUGAGAGGUUGUGGCAGCUGCACUGACCACAACAGCAGGGUGCUUCAGACAGACCCCAGCACACUCCUGCACCUCAUCGCCACGCUGGAGGCUGCUCUCACUGCCAUGAAAACCAGUCACACUCGCCGCAUAUUACGCAACAUCAAAUAACAUCCAUACCCCCCACACACACCACCACCAUCCACCCACCACAACCCCCAUCCCUGGUCUCUUUCUGUGUAACGUGUGGCAGGAUAUACACAUAACAUGCCUUUUAUACCUGGAAAACAUUAAGCAGUCUCUCUGCAGUGUUGAAUGUUUUAUUUUGUUUUGAAUGUUAAACUAGAUUUUUAAUCCAUCUGACUAAUGAAAUGAUCAGUACUUUAUUACUCUUGAGUCACGAUAUGUGCCAGACAGUACUGGCUGCAUUGUGUGCAACGUUUCUACAGUGCUGCUGAUAUUAAAUUAAAGUGUAAAGCAGAGAAAACAAUGUAAAGAUAGAAAGGCUCUGACUUCAAGGAGUACAAUACAUCUGUGUCAACAUGUGACUGGAACAGAACAUUACUUACAUGUUGUUAAUGAUGCUGAGUGUUUAAACUGAGCAGGGGAUGGACAGUCAUUCCUGUUUCCAGUGAAAGCAGCAUGUUAUGUAUUCAAUUCAUGCUAAUGUGCUGCAUAACAAUGCUUUUUUGUUCUGUAUGAUGUCUGAUUCUGAGCCAUGUUUUAUAAAGGCACAUCAAGCUUGGUGAAAACUUUG
Messenger RNA from Thunnus maccoyii (southern bluefin tuna), 1332 nucleotides. It is a transcript of the gene commd2, whose product is annotated as COMM domain containing 2. NCBI's taxonomy places the organism in Eukaryota, Metazoa, Chordata, Actinopteri, Scombriformes, Scombridae. The record is from RefSeq and is a predicted model, not a curated record. Bases 135 to 746 code for a protein of 203 amino acids. The transcript is spliced from 6 exons.